Polyodon spathula (Mississippi paddlefish) is the source of this 1574-nucleotide messenger RNA. Its product is annotated as phospholipid phosphatase 3-like. NCBI's taxonomy places the organism in Eukaryota, Metazoa, Chordata, Actinopteri, Acipenseriformes, Polyodontidae. The transcript has 6 exons. The coding region runs from base 517 to 1461 and encodes 314 amino acids. The record is from RefSeq and is a predicted model, not a curated record. Gene Ontology annotation, molecular function: phosphatidate phosphatase activity. Gene Ontology annotation, biological process: phospholipid metabolic process; phospholipid dephosphorylation; canonical Wnt signaling pathway.
UUGCUCUGAAAUAAUACAUAAAACUUUCCCGAAAAAAGAGGCUGGACCUUAGGACUUGGGGGAGGAGAAGAAGAAGAAGGAUUAAUAAAACAGGAGGGGAAAGGCGAACUGCAAACACAAAUAGAGGCGCUGCAGUCAAAUACAUGCCUUUUUUAUUUUACUAUCAAAAAGUAUUUUUCAGCACCCAUUCCCUUACAGCUAAACAAGCCCCGCUUUUUUAUUUUUAUUUUUUGUAAAAGCCAAGCACACCUACAACGACAAGAGAACGACCCAGCAACAAGUUUAACUAAGCUGAAGUAAUACUGUACCGGGAGUUCCAACAAGACUGGGAAACAGCUCGGAUUGCGCUAGGGAAACGGCGUUUUCGCUUUGUUCAUCUUUAAACGCGCUUUUGUUGUUUUGUUUGCUGUAAAAGAGGGGCACCCUCGCCGUUACAUUUUAGUUUUGUCCCGGAUAAAAACAACAGCAAAAAAAAAAAAAUAAUAAUUAAAAAAUAAAAAAUAAAACAUUUUUUAAAUGCAAAACUACAAGUACGACAAAGCAAUGGCCCCAGAGACCAGAAACGGUGGAAAUCCGACCUUAAAUAACAGCAGUAACGGGAAAGACAACAGCAAGAAGGGCAUGCUGGUCUGCCUUGAUCUCUUCUGCUUGAUUCUGGCUGGCCUUCCCUUCCUGAUAAUUGAAACUAGCACUAUCAAGCCAUACCAGCGGGGGUUUUACUGCAACGAUGAAUCAAUCCGGUACCCCUACAAAAACGGAGACACCAUAAGCGAUGGAGUGCUUUCUGCGGCUGGCAUUCUUAUUGCCAUGCUUUCUAUAAUCAUUGGGGAAUGUUACCGGAUUUACUACCUGAAUAAGAGCUCAAGGUCAUUCAUUAGCAACCUCUACGUUUCCACCCUCUACAAGCAAGUUGGGGUCUUCAUCUUCGGCUGUGCCAUCAGCCAGUCCUUCACCGACAUUGCCAAAGUGUCGGUUGGCCGCAUGCGCCCUCACUUCCUGGCAGUGUGCAAGCCAGACUUCACCACAAUCAACUGCUCACUGGGCUACAUUGAGAACUACAACUGUUUGGGCGAUGAGAGCAAAAUACAGGAAGCAAGGAAAUCCUUCUUCUCCGGCCACGCGUCAUUCUCCAUGUACACCAUGCUGUAUCUCACAUUCUACCUGCAGUCCCGGUUCACUUGGCGAGGAGCCCGUCUGCUCCGUCCACUGCUCCAGUUCACCCUCAUCAUGAUGGCGUUCUACACAGGCCUGUCCCGCGUCUCAGACCACAAGCACCACCCCACUGACAUACUGGCAGGGUUUGCACAGGGGGCCCUGGUGGCAUACUGCAUAGUGUUUUAUGUGUCUGACCUCUUCAAGCCUAAAACGAAGACGACGACUCCACCACCGCCACCCAUUAAAAAGGAGAUCCUUCCUUGUGCAGACAUGAUUGAGCGCAACAACCACCACAACAUGGUGUGAGAGAGCCUGGGGGGGGACAAUCGAGGGACCUGGUGAACAGCAAGUGCCUGCUGCACUCGAACCUUAUCUGACAGUAGAAUGUAGGGAAGAGAAACUUUUAACCCACAAUUCAA